AUGGCGCAGCGGGACAAGAAGGUGGAGGAGCCGACGGAGGUGCACCUGCACGCCGCGGAGAUCACGCUCUGCGCCAACAGCUGCGGCUUCCCGGGCAACCCGGCCACCAAGAACCUCUGCCAGAACUGCUUCCUGGCGUCCUCCUCCUCCUCGCCGUCCUCCUCCGCCGCCUCACCGCCGUCCCCUUCCUCCUCGCCCGCGGCCGCGUUCCCGCUCUUCGACAAGCCGAGGCCGGCCGCCGCCGCGUCGCCGGCCGCGCCCGUCUACAUGGCCGUUGACCGGCCUGCCGCCGGGCCGGCGGACCCGAAGGCGUCUAAGUCGUCGGUGAACCGCUGCCACAACUGCCGGAAGCGCGUGGGCCUGACGGGGUUCCGCUGCCGGUGCGGCGAGAUGUUCUGCGGCGCGCACCGGUACUCGGACCGGCACGACUGCAGCUACGACUACAAGUCGGCGGCCAGGGACGCCAUCGCCCGGGAGAACCCCGUCGUGCGCGCCGCCAAGAUCGUCCGGUUCUGA
Messenger RNA from Triticum turgidum subsp. durum (durum wheat), 516 nucleotides. NCBI's taxonomy places the organism in Eukaryota, Viridiplantae, Streptophyta, Magnoliopsida, Poales, Poaceae. The record is from the annotation of a GenBank genome assembly.